Messenger RNA from Chaetomium strumarium, 894 nucleotides. RefSeq lists its product as uncharacterized. The transcript has 3 exons. Gene Ontology annotation, biological process: mycotoxin biosynthetic process. Lineage: Eukaryota; Fungi; Ascomycota; Sordariomycetes; Sordariales; Chaetomiaceae. The record is from RefSeq and is a predicted model, not a curated record. Bases 211 to 894 code for a protein of 227 amino acids.
AAUUUCUGAAAGGUAAACGAACAAGUGCCUCGCCGGGCUCAGUGAUCAGGAAAAUGACUGUGAAGGAAAAUGGCUGGAGAUCUCGGAGCAGUUCCCGGAUCAGGCGGCUGCCGGCAUGUCUUGCUGGUUCAGAAACACUCCAUGUCCCCAACUCACACCCACGGGUAGCCCCGUUGCUUGAGACUUGUAGAAUUUCGCAAUCCUAACGACAUGCCUUCUCCCCCAAUAUCCUUCGAAGCCUUGAUGAAGGCGAUGAUGCCAUUGGAAAAAGACACCGUUCAAACAGGUCGGCAGCACGACGGAAACGAGUACCGCGACGACUCUACAGACCGGCUAGUGAACGAGCGUGAGAAGAACCCCCGGUGGGAGCGCCCGAUCUCAUGGUACCAGCGCCGGCGGGCCGUGGCGGUCUAUGCUGGUGUAUCUGUGGUGCAGCUCGUCAUCGCCGUUGGCCUGGCCGUACUUCUGGCCCGGACCCGGCCGAGCUGCGGCGUCAGAUCCUCUAUUGUGAGUUUCCCUGCCGUUCCCAUCGCCCUCGCCGUUCUGGCGGUGUCUGACCUGGCACCGCUCUGGCUAGCGCCCGCAAAUGAGGCCAUCGACUGGAGUGUUCAGGAGUUCGACUCGGGCAACGGUCUGCACGGCAACUUCAUCGGCCCGCCGCGGCCGGCACUGGAGAAGGCGUGGGCGGAGCUCCUGAGGCCGAUGAACCUUCGACUAGGCAGAGAGGACAUAGUCGCGUACCAUCGCGAGGGCAACGCAGUAGCGCUGAGUGAUGGUUCCGGCUACGCGGGGAGCUUGAAUGUCUACCACGAGCUGCACUGCGUGAUCGCACGGGCUUCAUGUCGGGGGCCGGACACACACGGCGGAUCUGGCCCCCUUUGCUCCGCUGCCUAG